AUGCCCCUCCACCUCCACGGCCGCUGCGUGUGCAACCGCCUCCGCUAUACCCUGCACCUCGCCUCCGCCGACGCGGCCCGCACCACGCUCUGCCACUGCCACAGCUGCCGGCGCGCCUUCGGCGCCAACUACGGCCUAACAGCCAAGGUGCCUGUGAACGCUUUCCAGUAUGAGGAGGGGAGCGAGCCGCCGAAGAGGUAUAAGCAGGAGAAUGGGGUGACGAGGGAGUUUUGCGGGGCGUGUGGCGCUUUUGUGUGCGAGUUUGGGAUGUGUUUCACAAAAAGGAGAUAA
Messenger RNA from Chaetomium globosum CBS 148.51, 291 nucleotides. RefSeq lists its product as uncharacterized. Bases 1 to 291 code for a protein of 96 amino acids. Gene Ontology annotation, molecular function: carbon-sulfur lyase activity. NCBI's taxonomy places the organism in Eukaryota, Fungi, Ascomycota, Sordariomycetes, Sordariales, Chaetomiaceae. The transcript is spliced from 2 exons. The record is from RefSeq and is a predicted model, not a curated record.